AUGUCGGAUUUUCCUUCUAACGUCAGUACAACUUCUACUGAAGGGACUACUAGCACAAUGGAGAACGCAAAGAACGCAGUUUAUGACAAUGCAUCUGCAGCAGCCAACGCAGUAGGAAACCAUCCUUUGACCCAAAGUGUGGUAAAUGGCCCAUUGGCAGAUAACGUGCGAGAUCAAUCUGCAAAGACCCAAGUCGAAUUCUCGAAUCUCGCAAACUCCCGCACCACUCCUGCCACUCCAGCAGCCAAUGGCCAACAACUUACCCAUUACCAUUCCUUCUUCUCGAGCUUGUUAUCAUGGGACAAUCCUCGUGCCUCCGGAAUUGCAUACCUCUCAACCGUGGCAUUCAUUCUCGCAUCCCGAUAUCUUGACAUUUUAAGAUACUCAUUCAAGGUCACUUACAUGGCUUUGUUUGUGACCGUUCUCGCAGAAGGUCUCGGAAAAGUACUCUUUUCGCAUGGUCUUGCCUCUCAAUUUAGACCAAAGAGAUACUACACCAUCUCGAAAACUACUCUCGAUAACUUACUGGGCGACGUUCAUGAGCUUAUCAAUUUCUUCGUCAUUGAGUCUCAACGUAUUCUCUUCGCUGAGAAUAUGUUUGCCUCUCUCGCUGCUUUCUUUGGAUCUUUCCUCUCCUACUAUUUAAUCAAGCUUAUGCCAUUCUGGGGUCUUUCUCUUAUCGCCACCUCCGUUCUCUUUGUUUGCCCUCUUGUCUACAAGACCAACAAGGAGUUCAUCGACUACCACAUUGCUCAUGCUUCCAGCGUUGUUAACCAACAAACUGAACAAGUUAAGCAACUCGCCAGUCAACACGCCGCUCAAGUUGCCGAGACCACCAAGCAAUAUGCUGGAGAAUAUGCCCACAAAGCACAAGAGAUGAUUGGAAAUGCUAGAAGCCGCUCCGGAUCCCCAGAAGCUAGCAGGGUUACCUCACCAACACUAAAGACAAAUGGUAUCAAGGAGGAGGAUUUCCCACUAGCUCCAAGGGAAGAGUUCAAGGUUGCACUCGCUCCUGAGGAAGAGCCACUCAUUGCUGCAUAA
This is a messenger RNA of Sclerotinia borealis F-4128, 1041 nucleotides long. The record is from the annotation of a GenBank genome assembly. Lineage: Eukaryota; Fungi; Ascomycota; Leotiomycetes; Helotiales; Sclerotiniaceae.